AUGGCCGACCCCUCGAAAAGUCAUACGGUCGUCGACGUCGCCAUGGAGCAUCAUCACGCACUGGAAUUGUUCGACAAGAACGCGGCUGAUGAUGUAGAAGCCGGGAAACCGAAUUUGACUGAAGAGCAGAAAGAGAUGGUGCGUGAAGAAGUGAGGAGAGAAAUGGAGGCCAAGGGCCCAAGGUUCCUUCUCUGCUUGCCGUGCGUACCCGCGCCAUGCUACAGCGAUAACAACCCGUGCCAAUCCCUGGCCAUUUCCUGCUUUUUGGCGAUCGUUUGUGCGCCAGCCUACUACUGCUGCUACCAGGGCUACAAGGAGCUGAAGGUGGACUCGGAGUCGCGGAAAGGUUGGGGCUGCGUGGCGCUGGGUGGCAUAGCCGCGCUGACUAUCGGCGGCCUGAUCCUAGCUUUUGUCAUUUGGGAAGAGUAUUACCAUGUUCCGGACAGCAGCAACGAUCCGCCGGCGAUGAACGCCAACUGGAAUUCUACGGCUUUUCAU
This is a messenger RNA of Mesorhabditis spiculigera, 498 nucleotides long. Lineage: Eukaryota; Metazoa; Nematoda; Chromadorea; Rhabditida; Rhabditidae. The record is from the annotation of a GenBank genome assembly.